This is a messenger RNA of Brassica oleracea var. oleracea, 546 nucleotides long. RefSeq lists its product as uncharacterized. Bases 1 to 546 code for a protein of 181 amino acids. Lineage: Eukaryota; Viridiplantae; Streptophyta; Magnoliopsida; Brassicales; Brassicaceae. The record is from RefSeq and is a predicted model, not a curated record. The transcript has a single exon.
AUGGCAACAUGGGAGCAGAUACGGGGUUCAAACCCCAAAUUACGAUGGUGUAAAGUUGUUUGGUUCCGACAAAGCAUCCCACGAUUUGCUUUCAUCACUUGGUUGGCUUUUCAGGACAGGUUGGCGACAGGAGCGAGAACCAGAGCUUGGGGGGUUGUUCAACCGUGCCUCCUAUGUGGAGAACCGGACGAAACUCGCGACCACCUUUUCUUCGCAUGCCCUUAUUCCUUUACGGUUUGGAUCGACCUUGUGGGGUUCAUACUGGGACCUAAUGCCAACCCUGACUGGACCAUAACUAUCACCUCCAUCACCUCUAACCAAAGGAAAGAGACGGACACAUGCUUGUUGAAGCUUGCACUACAAGCAAGCAUUCAUAGCAUAUGGCGUGAGAGGAACAUCAGGAGACACAACAACACUCCUACCAGCUCUGCUCAGAUGGUUCACUACAUCGACAAAACAAUUAGAAACAGGUUAUCUUCCCUAAGGCAAAGAAAUCCUACCUUCUAUGCCGAAACAAUGCAGAGAUGGUUCACAAGGACAUCUUAA